Messenger RNA from Cutaneotrichosporon oleaginosum, 2564 nucleotides. RefSeq lists its product as uncharacterized. Gene Ontology annotation, cellular component: mitochondrion. Gene Ontology annotation, molecular function: nucleic acid binding; ATP binding. Lineage: Eukaryota; Fungi; Basidiomycota; Tremellomycetes; Trichosporonales; Trichosporonaceae. The record is from RefSeq and is a predicted model, not a curated record.
GUUGAUUCUCCGAGACGUACUCAAUCUCAACUACCCACUAAUCCUCCAAAACGCCAUGCUUCCUCGCACGGCACUCCGCAGCUCCAGGGGAGUUGCAUCUCUCCUCGCGGCUCGCCCCGCCUUUGCGGCGCGCGCCAUCGCCCGCCCCGUCCUCACCUCCACCGUCGUGACUCCGCGGCCAUCUCUGACACUUGCUCUCCGCGCCUACUCGGCCGCGACCAAGCUCAAGGAGGAGGAGGACUUCUUCGCGUUGGCCGAGGACACGCCCGCUAAGGCCCCGGCCGCCACCAAAGCGAGCUCUGUCAUCCCCGAAGACUUCGAGCAGGCCUCCGAAGAGGACGGCUUUUUCGCCGACGAGCUCACGCACUCGGAGAAGCCGAAGAAGGCCCAAAAGGCUCAGAAGUCGCCUGAUGCGCCUGACGACGAGAAGGCUGCCACGGCGCUCGUUCCCUUCCACUCGCUCAAGGGGCGAAUGAACGCCGACCUGCUCAAGGCGCUGACCUUCAAGCCCUUCAACCUCAUCGCCAUGAGUGAGGUGCAGAAGCGUGUGCUGUCCCGCAUGCCCGAGCUCGCGGGUGGCGUCACCCACAAGUCGGUGCGCGAAAAUGAGGACCCCGAGCAGCUCGCCGCGCGCGAGGAGCGUGAAACUCGCGGCCGCGAGGAUCUCCUGGUCAAGGCCAAAACCGGUACUGGCAAGACCAUCGCGUUCCUCGUUCCAGGCAUUGAGGCGCGCGUGCACCAGAUCGACAAGAUUGUGACGGCGCCCAAGGAGGAUGGCAGCUUUCCCACCCUUGCCGAGCAGGGCCAGCACCGCCGUGUGGCGACGCGCUCGCACGUUGGCACCCUCGUCAUCUCGCCCACGCGUGAGCUCGCAACGCAGAUCGCCAACGAGGCGCUCAAGCUUCUCACGUGGCAGAAGGAGAACCAGGUGCAGCUUCUUGUGGGUGGCGAGAGCCGCUCUAUGCAACUCCGCAACUGGAAGUCUAUCCGUUACGGCCGCAAGGACGUUGUCGUCGCCACACCCGGUCGCCUGGUUGACCUGCUCUCCGAGCCCGAGGUCGCCGAGGCCAUUGCCAACACCGACGUCCUUGUUCUCGACGAGGCCGACACCCUCCUGGACAUGGGCUUCUCUGAGGACCUGAAGCGUAUCCUCGCGCACCUGCCCAAGAAGCGCCAGACGUUCCUGUUCUCGGCUACGGUGUCGCAGCGCAUCAAGGGUAUCGCACGCGAGUUCCUUGACAAGAACCACUCGUUCAUUGACUGUGUGCCCGCCAACGAGUCCAACGUCCACAAGCACAUCCCCCAGUUCCUCACCGUCCUGCCUUCGCCCAAGGAGCAACUCAGCCACCUCACCCGUCUUAUCGCCCACGACCAGCUCACGAACAAGGGCGCGUCGAAGAUCAUCGUUUUCUUGCCCACCACCAAGCAGACCAUGCUUACGGCGACUCUUCUCCGCGAGAUGUCCUCAUCCCUCCCCCACCGCCUGAACGUGCACGAAAUUCACUCACGCCUCAGCCAGAACCAGCGUACGCGUGCGUCCGAGCGCUUCCGCUCCGACAAGUCGGACUCGAUCCUCGUAACGUCUGACGUUUCGGCGCGUGGUGUCGACUACCCGGGCGUCACCCGUGUUAUUCAGAUCGGUGUCCCCUCAUCCGCGGAGCAGUAUGUGCACCGUGUCGGCCGUACCGGCCGUGGCGGUGUGACCGGCGGCCGUGGUGACAUUGUGCUCCAGCCCUUCGAGGCCGGCUUCCAGGACGCUCUGCGCGGCUUCCCUGUCACUGAGGUCUCUGUAGACCGCUUCCAGUCCGAGGUCGAGAGCCUGGCCAAGGACACGCCCGCCGAGGCCCGCCUCAACGGUGUCGACGGCAAGGUCGAGCAGCUCCUCCCGCUCCUUGACCCCACAGCCAUCGAGGACGUCUUCAUGUCCCUCAUGGGCUACUACCUCGGCAAGUCCGACGUCAUGUCCCAGCACCCGGAGGAGAUCUACGAGGGCAUCAAGCAGUGGUCGGUGGAGGCUGGUGGUCUCCCCCAGCCCCCGCACAUCAGCCCGAACAUGCUGCAGCGCCUCGGCCUCUCGCCGAAGAAGCGGUAUGGUGGCGGCGGUGGCCGCGGCGGCAGCGGGCCGCGGCAGGAGCGCAAGUCGUUCGGUGUGAGCCGGAGCGUUGGCGGCGACGACAGGCCGGCCCGCCGCUUCGGGGACCGCGAUGACCGACCGCCCCGCCGCGACUUUGGCGACCGCAACGACCGCCCCCGUCGUGACUUUGGUGACCGCCCGCGUCGCGACUUUGGCGACCGCAGCGACCGCCCGCCUCGGACGUUUGGCGACAGGGUGCCGCGCACCUUUGGCGACCGUGACGGACCGCGCCGCGACUUCAACCGCGGGCCCCGUCCCGAAGGCCGGGGCGACCGCGGCGGGCGCUCUGACUUUGGCGGCGGCCGUGAACGCCGCCAGUCCAACCGUAACGACGACCUCUUUUAGACAGCUUGCAUCUUCAUAGCAUCUUUAGUACCCUCUCAUCACUACCCCCACUCAGAACGAUAGACUGUUGUUUCAGUAGCAAUGC